GAGCCUCCUCUUGUGGCGGCGCGGCCAUCCCACGCAUUGAGAUCAAAGCCGUCGACGAAACGGCGCAAAGCACCACCACUCAGGACAAUACAAACCACAUCCCAGGCCGCUGGAGCAGCCAAAGAUGAUAACACUGGGCGGAUACAACCCUCCGGGGACUUGGCGGAUGCAAAGGAAGCAUCACCACCGAGGCCGUUGGCCAAGGUGAUACGCAAAGUGUCGGCUACAAGCCGACCAAUUGUGCCCUUGACCGAACAGAAAUCUAUCAACAGAACACUCUCAAUAGGAAAGCGAGAUGAAGAACAUGACCGGCGGGAUGUAGCACCGGACGGCGCUUCGGCUGGCCGCGAGGGGCGCCAAUUUACAGUUGCCAAUGUCGGGAACAAUGGCAAACUAUUUCUAAGGCCUUCUGUCCGACGUGGAAACAAGAGAUAUCCCCAACCCAACUUCACGUUUCCUAUCACGCCCCCUGGGACUGCCGGCUUAGAGGGUGCAUAUCCAGACAAUAGUGACGAGCCCUCCAACUUGACGGCGGACCAUCAUGAGAACCAAUUCACCCCUACGCCGAGAACAUCCAUUAUCCCUCCAGCUUACGCUCCCGAUCCCAGUGGCCUUACGUCGCAGCACCGCAGAGCUGUGUCGGAUGGCACGAUUCGCGAUUUCAACUCGCAGACUGGUACCGAUACAGACGGGUAUAGAAUUGUCAUCACAAAACCAACCCAUGGCGACGAUCAUCGGCCCAAGACGGCUGAGCAUAUGGACGACCUAGACGUUGAUGGUGUGCCGAUGCUCAAUAUCAACAUUCCCUCUUGGAAACUAGGGACACCACGGUUCUCUACCAGAGGCACCCCAAUGAUGAGAGGCUCUUCCUACGCUCCCACCGACGAAUUCCGUUCCAACAGCCGCGCAUCCAUGUAUCAUUCAUCAGAGAGAAGCCUUGGUGUACCAUUAAGUGGCUUAAGAUCCAGACGCCCUAGCCAUCUUGUUAUUCCAAAACUUCGCUUUCCUAGAACAUCGCACGCAUCAUCACAAGCAUCAACCCGCCCGCCGCGUGUCGUGCCCUCUACAUAUGCAUCUACACACCUUGUCAUUGAACCCGACAUGUUCGACGAACUCACCUUUAAGCCCACUUGCGAUGAUAGAUUGAUAGUACGCUACUCGCCCAGCGGAUCCGUAACUGCGGCGACGCCUUCCCGACUAGUUGCUGAGAUCACUUCUCCAAGCUUCUUGGACUACGAGCUAAUCUCGGAUUUCUUCUUGACUUUCAGAGCCUUUCUUGAGCCGGACAUCCUGCUUCGGAUGCUCAUGGCAAGGCUCCGGUGGGCUUUAGAACGAACCGAUGAGGUUGGCAUGAUUGUCCGCGUUCGUACUUUUGUUGCUAUGCGGCACUGGAUACUCAACUACUUUGUUGAUGACUUUGUCCUGGACUAUGAUCUUCGCGUCAUUUUCUGCAUCUUGCUCAACGAUUUCGUUGACGAAUUGACCCUGGAUGCGAGGGAGCGUAGAGUUCAGCUCAAGAUAUUAACAGAGCUCAAGAAAUGCUGGCGACGGAUCUGUGCCCAUUAUUGGGAUGGCCCCGAUUUCGACGAUUCUCUGGGACCUGAAGCCCCGGUUGCACCUGGGGGCAUCGCUGGAUAUCGAGAUCCCAAUCUAGACCCUACCUUUUGGGAAAGGGAAGGAGUAGAUCCACCGCAGUGGCAUGCCGUAUCUGGCAUACCCAAUGAUCUAAGUGAAGAGCCGAACCCAAGCGCUGAUGUCGUCCCUCCCACGACCCCCCAUCUCGGGGGUUUCACCGUAUCGGAAGAUCGCCCAGGAACUCCUGAACAUCAAAUAAUCACCACUACCGUGCUAGAUAACGGACCCGCUUCGCCCCUCAGCAUCGCAAGCAUGGACAUUGUAUCUUGUUCAUUUCCCACCAAGAACGUGAGAUCACUGAAUCCCAACUCUAGCCAGGCACUUGCAGCUCAUCCUGUCUACUCGACAUCUCCCAUCUUGCCACCGGGAGCAAUAGCAACAACUCCCAAGGCGCUUGCUGGCAAACGUGUUCGCCCGGCUCAGAGCCAUGGGCGCAGCAACAGCGUCACCGACUCUAUAAGAGCCCCCAGCUCAGAUCAUUCCUCAUCGCAAGACAUUGAUUUGCAGAUGAUACUGCAGUGCGCCGGAAAUCUUGUUCGGGGCAACAUUCUCCCACCAGGUCAGCCGUUUGUUGAUAUCGAGGCUGAUACCCCCACUGGCGACAACAGGCAGACCACCAUCUUCCAGCCCGUAUCCCGCAAUGCUACCAAAGACCGGAUCUUUGGAGUGGCCAUGUCUGGAUCCGGAAUGAGGAAAUUCUUGGGCGGCGUUCGACGCGCCUUGAACACUCGAGGGCAGUGGUCGUCCGGAUCACAUUCAAGUUUGCCUGCCGUCGCCUCAUUGAGUGCUCAUACUGUCAGCAUCGACCAACUACCUGGAUCAGCCGUUGUCACGCAAGGCGGCUACGCCCAGACCAGUAAUCGUCCCCAAGUGAGGAUUGACGUACUCGGAGCCGAGGUGGCUGAAGACUUCAAGAGAGCCAUCCGUGAAGAAGAAGAGGCUGCCGAAGCAGAACGCUUAGGUAUCCCGAGACCUGCUGCAACCCCUGCUUCAACUAGGCGCCGGCGGCCCAUGGAGUAUUCGGUUGCACAUAUGGAAUCAAGCACGGGCGAUUACUUGCGUCAGAAUCGAAGGUCACGACCUAUGAGCGACAUGGGCCUCACUACUGGGAGUCAAUCCAUCGUCAUUGUUGACGAUACAGUUCCUUUUGAUAUGACAGGCAUACAUGACAGACUUCCCGCCACCACUUUCAACCCCUCCACUGGUGGAUUAUCGGUGGGCUCAUUUCUAACAGCUGGCGGCGAUCCAACCCCCCCUACAACGCCCCCCGCGCAGCUCAUGGCAGGGACACCACGGAGAUCGUCGUAUCUUCUCGACCAACUCGUCGCCUCUCCUUCGGCUUCCCAGGAGGAGCCUUUGCCCCCGUUCGUCCCGGAGAUGGCGACCCUGGGUGGUACCUAUAGCCAAGGGCCAUCGGAUGAUGUGAGCCGGGUCUCUUUCUCAACAAUGCGUCGCAGUAGUCAGCGCCACCCUCCUCCAAGCCGAGGAACGCUGCGAGUACAUAGGAGAAAUCAGUCCACGAAUACACAGCAGUCAAUCUACUCUUUUAGGCGCCAUGCUUCGUUUAGCAGUCGUCUCGAGCGACAGUCUACAGCCCGGAGCUUUGAUGCUACGACAGACUCCUCCAUGUUGGAUAGAGAAUACGAACCCCCUGCUGUUGAGCCGCCUCGUAUACUUCGAAGGCGCCCUGGCGGCUAUUUAAGGGCCGCGGUCAAUGUGGGCGGCUUGAACAACCAGCCCACAGUUCGAAAAUCACAAUCCGUUGGCUCUUUGACAACUUACACCGAAUCGGUCCGGAGCUCGUAUCUCCUUGGCACUCAUGUCGAGCAGGACGAUGACGACGGCAGUUAUGCUGGUGUGGAAGACCAUCCUCGUGAGAGACAGGAGAUAUUUUCCGUUGGUCAGCUGACCGAGAAGCCUCCCAAACGACACUUGUCUUUGUUUAGUACACAUUCAUCCAAGCCCAUUAUGCGUCCAUCGUUUGAAAUAGAGGCCCGGAAGUUAGCACAGAUACCCGAUGAGGACGACGGCGGAAUUGAGUCAGCCUUGCUAAAGCUGGAGGGCAAAUAUCGGCCAAAACCGAAAUCCUUUGAGCAGCUCAAACAAGCAGCUAUGAUAGACGCAGACGAAUUUGGUCGAAGAGCAGUCAUGUCUGAUUCCUAUGCCAAUGCUGAUCAAAGCCAAGAGAGUGAAGCAAGUGGAAUGGAUGACGAAUAUCGCCUUCAGGACAAGGGAAAACAGCCACUGGAUACUGCAUAUGACCGGGAUACCUUGAUCGCCCCCAGCAGGAUAGCCACGGUUGAAACGGGCUCAUUCUUGACAGCUGACUCUGACGAGUCAUAUUGUUCCAUACCUUUGCUUGAAAGGGGUCUGACGGAUGAUGGUCAAAGUAACCGAGGAACAUCUCAGUGGACUAAUCGAUCGGUUCUUCGCGGUUCAUCUGAUGAGGACGAUGCUACUACUUCAGAUCUUGCUAUGGGAAGCCAUCAUGCCUCCCACCAAGCCUCCAACUCUCAUCUCUCUUAUGAUUUUGUCCAAAAGACGGAUAGUAUUGAGAGAACCAAGGCUCGGAAGACGGCUUCUCUCCCUGUGGCGGAAGAUCACACUUUCCUGGAAGAUGCUAGUGUCGGUGGCUCCGAUCUCUCCUCUGAGCUUUCCCCCUCUGAGGAUGAGGGCUCGAACAAAUCUCGCGAGAGGGCGGGUGUGUUUUCCAUAGCAUCACAGCCACACCCAUUCGGAGAUCCCCUUGCGUCGCCUCGGUCAAAUUCUUCCUCGGCCCCUAUGACACUCGCCCAAGCACUAGCGAUGAGUCCAGUGAUGAUGAGCCCAGUGAUGACGAAUACAGAGAGAACCCUGGAUCCAGAUCAAAUAUGGUCCCGCACACCUCUCCCCCUCUCACCUGAAAUAUUACACAACGCUCCAUACACAGCCGAACAUGUGCCUCCACGCACCUCUGAAGGCCUCCACUCAGUGCUCCAACCGGAAGCUCCCAAUACGCUCAAGUAUUCGAUUCACUUGCCAUUCAUUCUGGCAUUCGAAUCUGAUAUCUUAGCUCAGCAAUUCACCCUCAUAGAGAAGGAUGCCCUCAACGACAUUGACUGGAGAGAGCUCAUUGAGAUGAACUGGAGAAAUGCCACCAGCAACGAUUCCCGCUCAUGGGUUGACUUUUUGAGAAACACCAAUGCCCACGGAGUUGAAGUUGUUGUUGCACGAUUCAAUAUCAUGGUUAAGUGGGCCAUUUCUGAGAUUGUCCUAACUCAACACAUUGAAGAGCGAGCUCGAUGCAUCAUCAAACUCAUUCAUAUUGCUGCGCAUUGUCGGCGGUAUCGCAAUUUCGCCACCUUGGCGCAACUUACCAUUGCAUUAUCCAGCGCUGAAAUCGCCCGUCUGUCGAAAACAUGGGAUUUAGUUCCAGCUCGCGAUCUGAAUACCCUCGGCGAACUCGAGGCCCUUGUUACACCCUCGCGCAACUUCUAUAACCUUCGAGCUGAAAUGGAGGUUGGUUCAGACGGGGGCUGCAUUCCAUUCGUCGGCAUUUACACGCAUGACCUUCUCUUUAACGCGCAGCGAGCCUCGGAGAUUGCCAGCUCGCCAACCACUCCGCCACUGAUCAAUUUUGAACGGUGUCGUAUUGGGGCGGCCGUAGUCAAGACGCUGUUGAGACUGUUGGAGGCUAGCACGCGGUACACGUUCCAACCAGUCGAAGGCAUAACGGAACGAUGUCUCUGGAUGGGUGCAUUGAACGACGAUGAGAUUCGACGACAUUCAGAGGCUUUAGAGUAG
Molecule: messenger RNA, 5418 nt
Organism: Trichoderma virens Gv29-8
Lineage: Eukaryota; Fungi; Ascomycota; Sordariomycetes; Hypocreales; Hypocreaceae
Exons: 2
Biological process (GO): Ras protein signal transduction; positive regulation of GTPase activity
Cellular component (GO): plasma membrane
Molecular function (GO): guanyl-nucleotide exchange factor activity
Source: RefSeq, a predicted model, not a curated record